CACUUUCUUCUCUGCACCAAUAUACCCUCCAAACUCCUCUUCGUCUCUCUCAAAACUUUUUCUCACCCUCCCUUCGUUUCUUUUCUCUUUUUCUAUUUCCAUAGUCCUCUCAGUGACAGCAGGAAAAAAAAGCAAAAAAAUCCAAAGAAUCUAUCUCUAUUAUUCCAUUCUACGUAUCAAUCAAAGAGAGAAAGAGAGAUAGAGGAGGGCUUCCACGUUUCAGUUAUGGUUUGGAGUGGAGAGACGAGAGGCAGCGGCGAUUCCCAGAGGCAUAGACAGAUAAAUAAAGGACGGGCGGAAUAGGGGAGGGAAGAAAGAGAGGGUGUGCGCUUUUCUGCGAGAGGGCAGGAGAUGAAGGGUUACAUCGCCGCGAGUUCGCCGCCGGCGAAGCGGCGAUGGAAGGGACACGCCGUGGCCGUCCUCGCCCUCGUCUUCUUCUCUCUCCUCGUCCCCCUCGCCUUCCUCCUCGGCCUCCACAACCGCUUCCCCUCUGGAUACUUGAGUGAUGAGCGCUCGUCUUCGGAAUCUGUCUUUGAGAAUUACGCCCGUGUGGAUGCUGGUCUGGAGCAGAGUCAGUCCGAGGUGGGUGAGUCGAGGGUUCAUGAUCUUAUUGAUAGAUUUAAACCAGCAAUUCCAAAGGAUGUUCCUGAAAACUUCACAAAGAAACCUCUGAUUGAAUCCAGUUAUGCUGGCAUGCAAUCCACUUCGCAUCCAAAGGAUGCUUUGCCCUACUCUAAACCCAAGAAUAUUACCCAUGGAGGUCCACCAAAAGAACAAGUAGUGGCACCAAAAGUACCUUCAUCUCUGAAUGCAAGAAAUGAUGGGGGAGAUCAAAAGGAAAUCCGUUCCAAAAGUGCAGCUGGUGAUGAGAUGGAGAGACCAUGUCAGCUUGAAUUUGGAAGCUACUGCAUUUGGUCCAUGGAACACAAAGAAACGAUGAAAGAUUCUAUAGUGAAAAGACUCAAAGAUCAGUUAUUUGUGGCUAGAGCUUAUUACCCAAGCAUUGCUAAGCUUCAGGGACAGGAGAAGUUGUCACGUGAAUUGAAACAGAAUAUUCAAGAACAUGAGCGCAUGCUUAGUGAAGCUAUUUUAGAUGCUGACCUUCCAUCAUUUGUUGGAAAGAAGAUACAGAAAAUGGAUCACACAAUUGCAAUAGCCAAAUCAUGUGCUGUAGACUGCAAUAAUGUUGACAAGAAACUUAGACAGAUACUUGAUCUGACCGAGGAUGAAGCUCAUUUCCAUAUGAAGCAGAGUUCUUUCCUGUACCACCUUGGUGUUCAGACCAUGCCCAGAAGUCUCCAUUGCUUGUCAAUGAGAUUGACAGUCGAAUAUUUCAAAACAUCAUUGCAGGAUAUAGAGCAAUUACAUGCUCAGAAGCUCAACAACCCAAGCUUUCGGCACUAUGUGCUCUUCUCAAGAAACGUACUUGCAGCAUCUGUUACCAUCAAUUCCGCUGUGAUGAAUGCUGAGAAAAGUGGACAGAUGAUUUUCCAUUUGGUCACUGAUGGGCAAAAUUUUUAUGCCAUGAAACACUGGUUUGCCAGAAAUUCUUACAAGGAGGCAACUGUUCGUGUCUUGAAUUUUGACAAUCUUAAGCUGAUCAACGUCUACAAUUUGGGCCCACGACAGCUAUCACCUUCUGAGGAAUUCCGUGUUUCCAUCCGCGACAUUGCUCAGUCAUCUCCUAUGCAGAUGAGAACUGAGUAUAUAUCCGUUUUUGGUCACUCACACUUUCUUGUACCUGAAAUAUUCAAAAGUCUGAAAAAGGUGAUUGUUUUGGAUGAUGAUGUCGUGGUUCAACAGGACUUGUCAUCCUUAUGGAACCUUGACUUGGAAGGCAAGGUGAAUGGUGCUGUUCAGUUCUGUGGAAUUAGAUUGGGUCAGUUGAAAACGUAUAUGAGAGGAUAUAACUAUAACGGAAAUUCUUGUGCCUGGAUGUCCGGACUGAACAUUAUAGAUUUGGAAAGGUGGAGAGACCGCAACAUUACUGGAAAUUACCUAGGCCUGCUCCAAAAGUUUCAAAACGGGAGUGAAGCAUCAUGGAGAGCUUCAGCACUGCCCAUAAGCUUGCUUGCAUUUCAAGAAUUGAUCUAUGCACUAGAUGAUACCUGGGUUCAGUCAAGACUGGGUCAUGAUUAUGGAGUUAGUGCAGAUGCCAUUAAGAAUGCUGCCGCAUUGCAUUAUAAUGGCAAUAUGAAACCAUGGCUAGAACUAGGUAUACCUAAAUACAAGAGCUACUGGAAGAAAUUUCUCACUAAAGAAGAGCGGUUUAUGGAUGAGUGCAAUGUAAAUCCAUAGCGGCACUUGUAUGAGGUGUAGGACUUCGGACUAUGCAAAUUCAAGACAAGGGGAUGAACACAAUUUUGUUGCUUCAGAGUUGAUGAAUGUCCCCAUUAUUAGGUUUGAAGAAGAUUCCUCUACAAGAAGAGCAGCUUGUCAGGUACUGAGAUGGUUGAGAUGUCAAGGCAAUAAAUGGGUGAAGCAGCAUUAUGGGUUGAUCAUGUCUGAUAAGAGCCAGAGGCGCUUCAGCAGAAAAAAUUUGGAUGUUAAUUUUGUGCUUCCUAAUGGCAGCAGGAGAGAUGUACAACGGACAGGUUAGGAGAGUUGAUUUUGCAAAGCGGUAUUGCAGGUAAGUCCAGGUAUUAGUUGAUUGCAUCAUUCAUUUGUGAUAUAGUUGGACAAUUAUUGAGAUGGCACAUCAAAUUGGAUUGCUGUCAUCAUACCUUGGAUGUAGAUUGAUUUUUUCCUCUAUUUUUUGACCCUUGUUGAUCAGUUUUCUGUCACAAUAAGGGUAUAGCUGGGAUCUCUCUAUUGGUGAUUCUUUAAUGUCAAGUACUGCAUAUGUAAUGGAAUAUGUUUUUCACAAGAUGUGCUGCUAGUUCAAGGACCAUGCAUGUCUAUUAAUUUUGAUGAGAAUUCUUAUCUCUCCACCCUACGGUGAAGUAAUGGUACGUGUUGCUCUA
Messenger RNA from Phoenix dactylifera (date palm), 2963 nucleotides. Its product is annotated as putative galacturonosyltransferase 7. Gene Ontology annotation, molecular function: polygalacturonate 4-alpha-galacturonosyltransferase activity. The record is from RefSeq and is a predicted model, not a curated record. Lineage: Eukaryota; Viridiplantae; Streptophyta; Magnoliopsida; Arecales; Arecaceae.